Molecule: messenger RNA, 3408 nt
Organism: Cucumis sativus (cucumber)
Lineage: Eukaryota; Viridiplantae; Streptophyta; Magnoliopsida; Cucurbitales; Cucurbitaceae
Product: scarecrow-like protein 9
Exons: 3
Coding region: 587-2869 (760 amino acids)
Biological process (GO): regulation of DNA-templated transcription
Cellular component (GO): nucleus
Molecular function (GO): DNA-binding transcription factor activity; sequence-specific DNA binding
Source: RefSeq, a predicted model, not a curated record
UAACCUUUUUCUUUUCCUGAAAAACCCCCAGCCGUCACUUCCGUCUCACGAUCUCUCUCCCUGAUCACUCUCAGGUCUCAGCAUCUCUCUCUCUCUCGAUCCCAUUUCCCUCUCUCUCUUUCGCUCGACUCUCUCACUCCGGCUGCCGCUCCCCCUGCACCGCCGUAUCCAUUUAUAUCACGAGAGAACUGCUCUCUCUCUCUCUCUACCUCUCUCGAAUUGUGUCUACAGCUCCGCCCUGCGCCGGUCGUACCUCAGGUCGCCGUCUCACCUUCGGUCGCGGCACGAAGCAUCAUACCUCCACGAUUCCAUCUGCGGCUCUCACAUCCCGAUCAGGCGACGGCAAGGCUGCUCCGACGCUCACAUACUCGUCCCGGCGAGUGAACCUGUGAUUUUUGGGUCUCCAAAGACUUUAGUCUCGUGACCCACUAUCCAAAAGAUCUUGUAUUCGUUUACGAUCCAGGGAGCUCGGAACGGUGAAAUCAAGUCCUUUUGUAGUCAAUCAAGCAAGGAUUCAGAUUGUGUUGGGUAAAGACACAAAAGAAUGUAUAGGGCAUAUGACUAAGUUGUUUGUUUACGGUGCCACAUGACUAGCAAUAUCGUAAUGACCCCAGAUAGAGAACUUAGAAAGUCGGAUCGGUACAUAGAUAAUCGUCCUUUUGGGAUUCAAGCACAAGAGGGCACCCAUGGCAGGCCUAGAUUUCAGAAUACCAUUUUUAGUCAUAACUUUCAAGAAUUUGAUUGCCUUCUCCCUAAUCCAUCACCGAGCAACAUAGCCUCAAGUUCCAGCAUUAGAACCUCAUCUUCUAAUGAUGCAAGUCAUGAGGAAGAUUAUCUGGAAGAUUGCGAUUUUUCGGAUGCUGUUUUGACAUUCAUAAAUCAAAUUCUCAUGGAAGAAGAUAUGGAGGACAAGACUUGCAUGCUUCAAGAUUCUUUGGAUCUUCAAGCUGCUGAGAAAUCAUUCUAUGAGGUCCUCGGAAAAAAGUAUCCUCCUUCCCCUGAGGUAAAUAGAUCUCUGGCCAAUCAAUACACCGAUAGCUUGAACGAAGAACUUUGUGGAGAUAGUAGUAAUUACCUGAGUAAUUACAGUAGUACUUCUUAUCGUGGCGAUGAUGAUCCUCAAACUCUGAGUGAAGAUGUAUUUCAAAUCAGAAGCGCUUUAGGUGAUACCAUAUCUCCAUCAUCUAAUAGUUCCUCAAAUAGUGUAAUUAGUGGGGGUGAUGGGUGGGUGGACUUCUCUAAUAAUACAAUUCAAGUUCCUGAGCCUAAUAACAGAAGCCAAUCGAUUUGGCAGUUUCAAAAAGGCUUUGAAGAGGCAAGCAAAUUUUUACCUGGUGGAAACAAAUUGUGUCUUGAUUUUGAGGUAAAUGGGUCAGCAACUCAGGGUCCCGAUGAGGGUACGAGCCAAAUAUAUUUGAAGGCAGCUAGAAAGGAUCAGAGGAAUGUUUUCUCACCUGAAUCACGUGGUAGAAAGAAUCCUCAUGAUGAGAAUGGAGAUUUGGAAGAAGAGAGAAGCAGCAAGCAAGCAGCCGUAUUUGCAGAGUCGCCUCUGCGAUCUAAGAUGUUUGAUAUUGUGUUGCUUUGUAGUGCUGGAGAGGGACAUGAACGGUUAGUUUCAUUUCGACAGGAAUUACAUGAUGCUAAAAUCAAAAGCAUGCUGCAGAGUGGGCAGCUAAAAGUGUCUAAUGGUGGUAGGGGUCGUCGGAAGAAGCAGAGUGCGAAAAAAGAGGUUGUGGAUUUGAGAACUCUUCUAAUUAGCUGUGCUCAAGCUGUUGCAGCUGAUGACCAUAGGAAUGCCAGUGAACUUCUAAAGCAGGUCAGACAACAUGCUUCUCCUUUUGGUGAUGGAAGUCAGAGGUUAGCUAGUUGUUUUGCUGAUGGUCUGGAGGCACGGUUGGCAGGUACUGGUAGCCAGAUUUACAAAGGUCUAAUUAAUAAAAGGACAUCUGCUGCUGAUGUACUGAAAGCUUACCACUUGUACCUUGCUGCAUGCCCAUUUAGAAAGAUCUCUAAUUUUACUUCAAACAGGACUAUAAUGAUUGCUGCAGAAAGCGCAACUAGGCUUCAUGUCAUAGAUUUUGGUAUCCUUUACGGUUUCCAGUGGCCUACUUUAAUCCAGAGAUUGUCAUGGAGAAAAGGUGGACCUCCGAAGCUUCGAAUUACUGGAAUAGAAUUUCCCCAGCCUGGGUUUCGUCCUGCAGAGAGAGUUGAGGAGACAGGUCGUCGUUUGGCGGCUUAUGCAGAGACUUUCAAUGUGCCAUUCGAGUAUAAUGCUAUAGCAAAAAAAUGGGAAUCUGUUACUGUUGAAGAUCUCAAUAUUGAUCAAGACGAGUUCCUAGUUGUUAACUGUUUGUAUCGAGCAAAAAAUUUACUUGAUGAGAGCGUUUCUACAGAGAGUGCUAGAAAUACUGUUCUUAAAUUGGUUCACAAAAUUAGUCCUAACUUAUUCAUCAGUGGCAUUGUCAAUGGGGCAUAUAAUGCCCCUUUCUUUGUUACUCGAUUCCGAGAGGCUUUGUUUCACUUUUCUGCUAUUUUUGAUAUGCUUGAAACCGUUGUACCUCGCGAGGAUUACGAGAGAAUGCUGUUGGAGAGAGAGAUUUUUGGCAGGGAAGCUUUAAAUGUUAUAGCAUGUGAGGGAUGGGAGAGAGUGGAAAGACCGGAAACAUACAAGCAGUGGCAAUUUCGGAUCAUGAGGGCUGGAUUUGUGCAACUGCCUUUUGCUCCUGAGAUUUUUGAGAGAGCAGUUGAAAAGGUACGAUCAAGUUACCACAGAGAUUUUUUGAUUGAUGAAGAUAGCAGAUGGUUACUUCAGGGUUGGAAGGGUCGAAUUAUAUAUGCCAUCUCUACAUGGAAACCUUCUGUCGAGUAAACAUGAGAUGGGAUUUGUAUUUUGUGCUGAUCACAUAUGCAAGUGUCUUUUGGCCCUUAGCUAUUCAAACCGAAAGAGAUUGCACGAGGACCAAGAGUUUUAACUAUGGAGAUAGCGUUUGAAAUUUGAAACUCAUUGUUGAGGAAAGCUCCAAUGCUCCAUGUAAUUUUUUAGACGGAAGACGUCUUCCCAUUCCAAGUAUAUAAAUCUUAUUUAGCAACUGUCUUGUGAGGUUCAGUUAGAGAAUCAACAAGAGCUAUCAUUGCCAUUCGUUCUACCUGUACGGGUAGGAAUACAUAACUGAAUUUUUUUGCCUUCCUCCGUUUUCACUUGAGAGUGUUCUUCACAAGAAGUUUUGAACCUCUCUACUUUUUGUGUCAGAAUUUUGUAGUCACAAUGUUGUACUUGAAUCUCAAUAUAGAUCAAUUUUCUGAUAGAAGUACAGAAACCAUUCUCAAACCCUGUCUGUUGUUUCUUACUCAUUUUCAUAUGAGACUAAAAGAAAAAAGUGGAAUUCUAGAAUGAGAUUUCAACUUGAA